AUGGCUGAUCCCAAAAAGCAAGAGAAGGACUUCACGAAGGAGGUCGAUGCGCUGAUUUCGGAGACCACAACACUUGCGGCAUCGAAGAAGCUGCAGGAGGCACUCGACAAGAUCUACGUCCUUGAGAAGCAGACUCGCAAUGCAUCUGACCUUAAGUCUACUACGAGACUGGUCAAGGAGGCCUCUGAACUCUGCUACAAGGCCCGGAAUUUCAAGCUCCUCAACAGCAACAUCAGCUCGCUAAGCAAGAAGCAUGGCCAGCUGAAGGCGGCCAUCCAGGCUAUCGUAGAGCAGGCGUAUGAGUGGCUCGAAGACAUCCGCAAGACACAGGGCACCGAGACGUGGUUGGAGCUCAUUGAGACGCUGCGGACUGUCACCGAGGGAAAGAUCUUCCUCGAAACGCCACGGGCUCGUGUAACUCUCCUCCUUGCACACCACCAUGAAACCAUCGCCGCCGCUGCCACUACCCCCGCCUCCCGCAAGGAAACCUUGCAACUUGCCUCUGAUCUCCUCAGCGACCUCCAGGUCGAGACGUACUCCUCGAUGGACCGGCGAGAAAAGACCGAGUUCCUCCUGGAGCAGAUGCGCUUACUGAUCGCGCUUGCGCGCCUGAAGGACAGCGACAUUGGGAAGGAGGGCAAGGACUCGAUCGGCGGCGGCGAGUCUGAGUGGGUCAAAGUGAGGGUGGGAGGUCGCAAGGUCAACGAGGAGUUUUUGAAGGACAAGGCGAACGAGGUAGGAGACUUGAAACUCAAGUACUACGACAUGAUGAUCCAAUAUGCGUUGUAUGGCAGCACAUACCUCGAUGCGGCGAAGUACUACCACAAGGUCUGGGAGACCCCCUCGAUCAAGGAGGACGUGAAUGGCCGCGGACGCGAGGCGCUAGAACACAUCGUCUACUACGUUGUCCUGGCGCCUCACGACAACGAGCAGUCUGACAUGCUUCAUCGACUAUUCGCCGAUCCUGCUCUGCCUAAGCUUGAACUACAUUACGCACUUGUGAAAUGUUUCACGACUCCCGAGCUUAUGAGAUGGCCAGGCAUUGAAGCCAUCUACGGACCUCAUCUGCGCAAGACUCAGGUCUUCACUUCGGAGAAGCUCUGGGAAGACCUCCACACCAGGGUCAUCGAACACAACAUCCGCAUCGUAGCGCAGUACUACACUCGCAUCACCCUCGCCCGCCUCACCUCUCUCCUCGAUCUGACGCAGCAACAAACCGAGGAGAUCCUUUGCCGACUCGUAGUCUCUGCGACCGUGUGGGCGCGCAUCGACCGACCAACAGGUAUCGUCAACUUCCGUAACAGCCGAAGUGCGGAGGACGUGAUGAACGACUGGAGUUCGGACAUGCAGCGGCUGCUUGGGUUGGUCGAGAAGACCUGGAUGGGCGUGAACGCCGCGCAGGCGGCACAGUCGAGAGCCAUCAAGGCAGCAUAG
Molecule: messenger RNA, 1434 nt
Organism: Trametes versicolor FP-101664 SS1
Lineage: Eukaryota; Fungi; Basidiomycota; Agaricomycetes; Polyporales; Polyporaceae
Product: PCI-domain-containing protein
Exons: 8
Coding region: 1-1434 (477 amino acids)
Cellular component (GO): nuclear proteasome complex; cytoplasm; proteasome regulatory particle, lid subcomplex
Source: RefSeq, a predicted model, not a curated record